GUUAUCGCUUCCCGUCAAGAAGCUUCGGUGGCAUCACCCGCUUUCGCGCUGGUGUUGUCGGAUCACCCCUCCACCUCUCCUUCCCAAAAGCUAGGGUUUCGUCGAGCAAAGUUAUUGCUCGAUUCUUUGGACAGGAGCAGUAUCCCGCAGCGCAAUCAGUAAAGAGUUUUUAAAGAAGAAGCUGGUGAUCCUGUUUUCGUGACUGAAACUCCUGAGUUCAAAUGGGAACCUGCUUGGGGAAGUGUCGGGGCCGAGGUGACUCUGAUGACAUAGAUUUCAAAGCUGGAAAUGUGCAUGUAAUUACUAGCAAAGAGAGCUGGGAUGAGAAGAUUGCGGAUGCAAACAAGGAUGGCAAGCUAGUUGUGGCAAAUUUCAGUGCAUCUUGGUGUGGUCCCUGCAGAAUGAUGGUACCUGUUUAUGCUGAGCUGUCUGAGAAGUAUCCUUCUCUCAUGUUCCUGACAGUUGAUGUGGAUGAGUUGAUGGAUUUCAGUUCAUCAUGGGAUAUUCGUGCGACUCCAACAUUCUUCUUCUUGAAAGAUGGGCAGCAGCUGGAUAAGCUUGUUGGGGCCAACAGACCUGAACUCGAGAAAAAGUUAAAAAUGCUUACUGAAUCCUCAUCCUAGUGCUCCAACUGAGUCCAUCUGGCUAUUGAGAUGAUGAGAAAACAGUCCCUGGCAUAUGUAUUCAUUGAUCCUAUCGUUUGGUCGAUAAGAGUUCCUUGUGUAUUAUUUCCUGCCUCUCAUACUCGGCAUCUCUAUCGGACUUGCAGUUCCCAAUCCCAAUUGUACAGCCUGCUUUCUGGUGACUUAAUAGAACAUGAGGUCAAGGGUUUCAAGUCAGUCUUUUCUCCCAAGAUGAUUGUGAAGUGAAAGCACAAAGAACUCGUGUGCGUUUCAUAACCGGGGACUUUUAAUUGGCUUAACCCUCUGAUGUCAAGUACUUGAUUGGUGGUUUUGACUUUUCAACUGCGGGGCAAGAAUGCAUUUGUGGUGUGCAAAUAUUUGCUUUGUUGUU
Phoenix dactylifera (date palm) is the source of this 1014-nucleotide messenger RNA. RefSeq names its product thioredoxin H4-1-like. The record is from RefSeq and is a predicted model, not a curated record. NCBI's taxonomy places the organism in Eukaryota, Viridiplantae, Streptophyta, Magnoliopsida, Arecales, Arecaceae.